GCUUAUCCUUGGGUUUAUCUCUGAUUAAAAAAAAAUUUUAUUAAGAUUAAAUUGAGAUAAUUUUCGAAAUUUUUGAAAAAAAAUCUUUUCUUUACCUUUGAAUUUUAUUAUGAGGAGUUACUCUUUAAAUUUUUUUAAAUACUCAAAGGUUACUAGAUAAAUCAAAAUCAGGUAAAUAUUAUUGCGCCAAGAAGUUAUUCAUAAUUAAAAGCGUUAAUAAAUUAUAAAUAAAUAUUAUGCUAAUGUUUUACGAAUUAAAGACAAGUUAAUAAAUUGGCAGAAUUAUAUCGAUAAUUUGCAGUUGAAAAUGCGUUAAUAAGUCAAAUAGAUUAAUUAAAAUUGUGCUAAUGAUUAAGCUAAAAGUACUUUAAUAAGUUAAGACUUGAAAUGUUAAUGACCGAAAACAAGAGCAAGAUAUACAGUUUGCUCGCAAUUUUGUUCUUGCUCACACCGCGAAAAAUGAGCGCGGCAGGUGAAAGUGGCGACGACAAAGUAAGAAGACCCGUCUUUUUUCAUUCUUACGCGUCGUCAUCCUUCGUCCGGAAGAGGAAAAUCCUUUCACACGGCGACCAACAGGAAAAACGCGAUCGACUGAUUGGCGGCGAUGAGGAAAAACGAGCGAUGAGAGGAAGUACUAGCGCAAUAAAUCGGAGCCUCGAUUGUAGGCGCAUCUCAGUGCGUCAGCCUGUUCUUCAUAUUUCACACGUACUUCUCCGCGGAACGACAGAGUCGAAAUGACGUCACGCGUCGGCGAAUUGAGAAUAUUAUGGCUAUUGCUCACCCUGACGGUCCUUCUCGAGGGCUUGCCGGCGAUCAGAAAGGUCAGCAAGACUCCAGCCGGCUUCCGAUAUUCCCAGGAUCAAGAUGCGGAGGCUACGGGUCAUGGAGGCGGUGACAAACAUCGCGAGGAGGGUGCUGGCUCAAAGCACGACGAGGAUCACCACGACACGCACGGCCACAAGGGUGAUAAGGGUUACAAGGCUUUCCAUGAGUCCGAGAAAAGCGACAAAGGGCAUCACGACAAAGAGAAGCACAAGCUUGAGUACAAUACGGAAGGAGGUGAGGAGAAAAAGGAUCACGAUGAAGCUGGACAUUAUGGUGAGGAGCACCACGGUGAGGAGGGAGAGAAAAACGCGAAGUUUGGCGAAGAAGGCAAGCAUGAAAAAGGAUACAGUACAAAGGGACAACAUAGCGUCUUUAAGAAGGAUGAAUAUGAGAAGAAGCACGACUUUUAUGACGAAUACCAUGAGGAUGGAGGAAGCGAAAAGCACGGUGGAUGGCACGAAGAACACGAGGGCAAGAAGGGUGGCCACGAAAAGAAAGGUCACUUGCAUUCGGGACACCACGAGGGUCAUCACGGUGCGGAAAAGAAACGCGAAGGGGGCCAUCAUCAUCACGAGAAGAAAGGUCACAAAUCGGCAGAGGGACACGACAGUCAUCACGAACACGAUGAAAAACACGGCCAUAAAGGCGGACAUGCAUCAGGGCACAAAUGGUCGAAAUCGAAUCAUUGACGAGACACGAAGAAACUUAUUUGUACAUAAUCGUCGGAUGUAUUUUACUUACAUCCAUGUUGUCGAGAAUUUUACCAAUAGAGAAAGGUGGUAUGAUAUAGAGCGGCGUACAUCAUGCGCAUUGAGUUCAUUAAGAAGAUUUGUGAUUACAAUAAUAAUUUUAUUCUUGUCGUCGAAUAACGUGGCAUACAAACUUGCCGCUAGAUUUUCAUAUUUAUGUAGUGCAUAAGUUUCAUUUGAUGUAUAAUAAAUAGAUUUAAAUGUAAAAAUAUGUAUAAAUAUAUAGUCAUCUACCUAGAGAAUGAGAGAGUAUAAUUUCUCAAACAAAUCUCGAACGUCAUGCUGUUAUUUCUUUUUGUCGACAUCGAUAGUUGAGAAAAGUGAAAAUCUUAGCGUAAAACUAGUCACGCUUCGGCGCUUAUUGCACUGUGCGAAUUCUAAUGCAGACGUAUGAUAUCGAACCUUACGAGUCUUCGUCUUCUUCGACGACUGGAAUUAACUAACGACUAAAUUUUCAAUUUUAUUUUAGCACGCUUUUGUAAUUGCAAUAACAUAAUUUUAUUUUUAAAUAUUAUUAUAUUAGCUCCAAAAGUUAUGACACGUAAAUUCAGGACACUCUGUAUAUUGAUGUUUAUUAACGCCCAGAUAAAAGUAGAUUACUCGUUUUCGAAAGAGAUUAUUCAAUCGUAAUUUAAUGGGUUAAUAAAUUCCUGCAAAAUCCAAUUUCGCGUUUCAAACCUUGGUUGAAGCACAUAGAUAUUCAAAUAAGAGUAAUUAAUCUCAAGUUGAUUAUGUAAUCACAAGUGAAGUGAUUAACGAAAGAGGUAAACUACACCAAUUGUGCCGUGAUAAAUUAGCAAUUUGUGAAAUAUAAAAUAAUAAUAAAGCGUAAUAUAAAAAUCUUUACAAUAAGAUAUAAAAAAUUUUUGAAAUUCAGCGUGUUUAUAAAAUAAUGACAUAAUAAUUAAGCGCAUGAUAUUUUGAUAGUAAAAAAUUUCUAUUAUUGUAAAGAUACAUAUUACUCGUGUUGAAAUUAUUUUUGCGCUAUUGCGAAUCUUGAUUCUAUUUGCAUUAUUGCUUUGUAUUAUCAUCGUUUCCAUUAUCUAGUAUUGCCGUAAUUAAUGUAUGUAUGAGCGAUAUAUAUUGACAUAGUAUUCGGAACGCGUAGUAUAUAAUCUCGCUGUAAUGUAGGCAUAUUACCGAGAGGAUUGAUCAAAACGUAAUUGUGCCCGAUGGCCCUAUUUUCUGCUGAAUUUACCUGACUACCAAACUUACUCUGGCAAUCGAUUAUUGUGUAUACAGUCGAUAUCGCGCUGCAGUGAUUGGUUUGACGCUUAUCCUUAAUGCUUACGCAAAUUUAUCUAGAUAUAGCCAAUUAUACCUCAAGUUGAUCGAAUUUAUGAUCAGGCGACGCAAACAA
Molecule: messenger RNA, 2934 nt
Organism: Monomorium pharaonis (pharaoh ant)
Lineage: Eukaryota; Metazoa; Arthropoda; Insecta; Hymenoptera; Formicidae
Product: probable zinc transporter protein DDB_G0282067
Exons: 5
Coding region: 735-1514 (259 amino acids)
Source: RefSeq, a predicted model, not a curated record